CUCCGGUUUAUCUUCCGUCUCUCCCACAACCAGACAGACAGAUAACCCCUUCUCUCUCUCUCUCUCUCUCUCUCUCUCUCUCUCUAGUUUUUGUUUUGGGAAUGCUUUCCUCCUCGUCUCGUCAUUCCCUCAUUGGGAUCUGCUUCCAUUGCAAAUUCAAAGGUUUUAAUUUCCCAGGAAUUCCAUCAAUCAAAAUGCCGUCCAAGUUCCAACAUUAAAAACAUCACCUCCAUGCUUAUUAAUCUCUUCUCAAUUCAAUUCCAUUCCAUUCCAUUAUUUACCGCAAUUCAAGAAAAAUCUUCGGAAAUCUCCCCAAGUCCCCCCCUCAUUAAAUCCCACAUUCACGUAGGACGCUUGUUCGAAUUGAGCUCGAGUUUUCGGGGGAAAUGACGGAACAAGCAAAGCCUGUUCUGAAAAAGCCUCCGGGCUACCGAGACCCAGCCGCUCCGGUCCAGGCCCCACCCAAACCACCUGCUCGGAAACCGCCCCAACCGAUCCUUCCGAUAUCGCUCCGACCGAGAAAAAAACGACGGAGGUAUUGCCGGUCCAUCUGCUGCUACAUUUGCCUCCUCAUAAUCCUCGUCACCCUCCUCGCCGCCGUCGCCGCCGGCUGCUUCUACCUCUACUACGAGCCGCGCCUUCCGGUUUUCCGCCUCCAGUCCCUUCAAUUCCCCCUCUUCAACGUCACCUCGGGUCCAGACGGACCGGAGGUGAACUCCAGAGCUGUCGUCAGGAUCGAGGUGAAAAAUCCUAACAACUUUUUGCACGUGAAUUACGGGAGAAUCGAGGCGGAUUUGAGCGCGGAGAAUGUGGAUUUGGGGACGGCGGGGGUGGCGGGGUUUACGCAGGGGAAGAAGAACACGACGGUGGUGAAGUUGACGACGGAGGUGAAGGGCGUGUUGGUUGGGAACGAGGCGGCGGCGAAGAGGCUGAAGGAAGGGGUGAGGAGCAAGGGGGUGGUGGUGGGGACGGAGGUGAGGGUUGGGAUUGGGAUGGGUGCGAACGGGUGGAACACGGCUAGGGCGUCGGUUAAGGCGGUGUGUGGGGGAGUGAGUUUGAAGGAGGUUGAGAAUGGUGCUGUGCCUAAAUGCAAAAUCCUUUUCAACUGGUAUGUGCACUCCAAUUCAACAUGAUUGGUUAGUCUUUGAAGCAAUGCUACACCAACACGACUUUAAAAUACAAUUCCGGACACAUCUGCGUCCGGAGACGUUUGAUGCACAUCGGUUGACAUGCAUCGAACAAUGUCAGAUGCCAUUGUGUCUAAAGUUGUGUUUGUGGACAUUUUAUAAUCUUCGUUAGGGUGUAGUUUGCUAGAGCCUAGUGUUUUUGCUACCCAUUUGUCCAUGCUCUCUAUCCCUCUCUGUCCUUAUUUGCGUCUCUUUCAAUUGCUUUGAUGGAUUGAUCCUAACAGCAGUGGUUUUAGGUCAAGAAAACUAAUGUGCACGAAGUUUUUAAAAAAAAUUGCUUAUGCGCACUUCGAUUAAUUUAUGAUAUAUAUUAACCCUAGGGUUCACUAAAAGGGCUAAGUUAAAGUCACGGACUAAUCUGAGACCUAGAAGGAGCAAAUUCCUAAAUCCGAGGUCCACACCAAUCUUUGGGGUUGAUGUGCAAGAACUUAGCUUGAUUAUGUUACCUUGCAUCUCCCUCGUAUUUAACAGAAAGAAUGUGCAUUUUUCCAUUCGCUUAGAUAGUACUAGUAACUGUUUUGAGUCUUGACCAUGGCCUUAUGUUUUUCUUUCUUUCCUUGUCUAUCAUGUAGGGCUUUGUUAGGGAUGUCUACAAAUCAGAUUGUUUUUUUGGAUUCAUUUAUUCGCUGUGAAUUUUGGUAGUUUCUGGUCAACUUUUUUGAAGAGACAAGCAAUGAAAAAUGACAAAUUAUACAUCACUAAAAACAACAAUAUAGCUAAAAACCAAAAGACAUAUUGGCACAACAUUAGUUGUUUGCAUCGGUGCUUUCUAAAACAUAUAAAAAAGGAUUACUGUUAAGAUAACGAGAUCUUGUUAAGAAUAAUUCUAUGCAAUUUUCAUUAGCUUAGUUGUUUACAUUCGUGAAGCCUUGGAUUAUUGUAUUCAGGCGUACCAAUUAUUUCACAUGCUCUUCAGUUGGGAGAUAUUUAUAAAUUGAAAACAGAAUCUGAUAAAACACUUCCAUGUCUCAAGUGGACACCCAUGACUCCCCCAUCCCCACCUCCUUUCCUUGUUUUGUCUGUGCAUAGCAUUCGUUUUCAUGGAAAAUGAUGAUUCAUGAUUAUACAUUGUUUGGUAUUUUUUCAUAAAAACAGUAGGCAUGUAGUUAUGUAUAGACUUCCGUGUGUGGUUAACCAUGAAAAUGGGAGUAUAAUUUUCUUUAUCCUUUCAAAGGCACUACAUGAGUGCAUGUCCCACUAUUCCUCUCACUUCUCACUGAGGAGGCGUUCACUGUGUCUGCUUGAAUAGUGAGUUCCACUGCGUUGGAUGAAGUGUUGCGCAAAUUAGUUCUCAUCGAGUCAUAAAAUGUACUUUGGUGGAACGUGGUGAGUUACUCAUGCAUGCUUCUUGUCUAGAGAUCACAUCUUCCCCUCUGCUAACAAUCUGAAUCUGAAACUGUUGUCUUGCUGCAGGAUCAACUUACCCAUAUAAUGUGUGCAAACGGUUCGUGUGUCCCAAUCCUAUUUAUACAGUUUUUUGUGCGACACAGAGUUCAAAGGAGAGAGACUGGCCUGGUGUGUAACUCCUGAGUCCUGAUGAGGACCUUUGAGACUGCAAUACUGCAUAUUUGGAUUGUAUACCUAACUUUAUAUCUUGGAUUUUCAUUAUCCUUUACUUGACAGAUACUAGUACUAUAUUAAGGAAGUAGUGGAGGAAAGAUUAGUGUUGAAUGCAUCAUUUAUAGCAACCUAACAUUUGUCUGUGUACCUGUCAUUGGCUCAUGGUGCUUGCUUUGUGGGACAAUAAUAUUGAUAAUCCACACAUAUGCAUAAAUGAUAUACCUAUUUAUGUGUCUCUUUCAUGAGGGAAUCAUGGGCAUUAUUAAUGAUGUUCUUAAAUUAUUUUUGGUCAAUUAUUAUGCUUGUGGGGUUCGGAAGUGGGGCUCUUCAGAUUCCCGAUGGAACUGCUAGGUAGCUUACCUGUUUCUUAUUGUGAGCAAGAAGUGUAAAGUUGUGGUGGUGUGCUAAAGUGAAAGGGCAACCUGUUGAGGUUACUGAAACCUGGCUGCCUUUGAAGCAAGGAUAUUUGCAAGUAUGUGUGAAGGAAAGAUGUUGUGAUGUACCUACCCUUUUAUUGGAUGCAUUUGGCCUGAUUUUGUUGAAAUGAUGCUGCUUUUAGCUUCUCUUAUGCUGCUUUUAGCUUCUCUUAGGUGAUCAAUCACCAUUCCAGUUGACUAGUUUCUUUCGGCUCUUCUCGGACCGGGAUUUGUUCAUAAAUUUCUACAAUGAUGAGAAAGAUAGGAAACUAAAAUGAAAACUUCCCCCCUCCUUUACUUCAAGAAAUCAAUCUACUAGUUAUUCAUACCAGACGGAUAUUAGUAACUGAAACUUUCAUAGAGCAUAAGGGU
Molecule: messenger RNA, 3535 nt
Organism: Rhododendron vialii
Lineage: Eukaryota; Viridiplantae; Streptophyta; Magnoliopsida; Ericales; Ericaceae
Product: NDR1/HIN1-like protein 6
Exons: 2
Coding region: 387-1133 (248 amino acids)
Cellular component (GO): plasma membrane
Source: RefSeq, a predicted model, not a curated record